Molecule: messenger RNA, 3879 nt
Organism: Bursaphelenchus xylophilus (pine wood nematode)
Lineage: Eukaryota; Metazoa; Nematoda; Chromadorea; Rhabditida; Aphelenchoididae
Source: the annotation of a GenBank genome assembly
AUGAGAGCAAAAUUUAUUUCCGAGACCCUCUCCAAGCCUCAAUUCUCUCUGAUGCGGAAAGCCAUGCUGGAUCGUGCUCGGCAUCCUCCAUUGUACAAAGAUAUUCCGCCCAUUUCUCUUGGUAUGGCCAAGAGAAUUGAAAGAUUGGAACGAAAUGCCGAAAAGGACAAAGAGUUGAGGAAGAAGACAAUCGGACCGAGUAUGGAAGAGGCCAAUCGACCAAUUGCUGAUUUGUUAAUUCAGGUAUGAGCUUGGAAUAUUUCUCAAAGGGUUUUUAAAUCAAAAAGCCGCUAUUGAAUGCCAUGCGUAUCCAAAACUAACCCGAUUUUCUGGGCUAUGAAGAAAAUUAUUUUCUGAAAAUAGUCAUGUUAGAAACUUACAUCACUGUAAAUCCUGUGUUGCAAAACUUGGGCCAUUUUAGAAUGUGAUGGUAGCGGGACUUGUAAGCUUUAUUUUAGAUACAGUUGCUUUAUCUACAGCUCCUAAAAACAUAGCAAAAAUUUAAUGUCAACUUGAGGUACUUUUUCAUUAUUUUUUUUGUUAUAUAUAACUAUAACUCCCAAUAACGCCUGGAUGGGCUGAAACACUACUUUACUUUUACAUGCUAAGAUAAACACCAUCUUCAUCUACAGUUCUCGACUCUCUACGACUGGGUUAACCGGGCUUUCUGAUAUUUAUCACCCUUUUUACAUACCUCCAGACUUCUUGAACCCUAUGAAAAAUCAAUUUCUGUAUUUGCCUUGAUACAUUCGUUUGGCUGGAUCUUAUUGUUAAACAAGUAAUUUUCCAGGGCGACUUGCUCCUAAGCAACAUCCAAAUGAAAGCUUAUGACCAUAGCUUACAAGAAGAGCGCCAACCUUUAUAUCGACGAAGAAUAAAGCCAAAAAAAUACAAGUUGGAAGACAAGUAUCAACACCGCGGAAAACGGCAAAUUCUCCAGGAUCCGGAGUCUGGAUUUCCACUGACUAAAUGGCGAACUGAUACGCCAAUUUGUUAUCGAUUUCAUCCCACCAUGGGUGAGAUUUUGCAAAUCAUAAAAAAGUUAAACUUUUACUGAGUAAUUUUAAUUUACUGAGUAAUUAAACUCCGCAAAUUUCCAGAUAAUUGGAUGAGAACGUUGGUGAACGAAGCCACGAAAUUUUGGCAAGCAAAUACUUGUCUGUCCUUCAAAGAAAAUUGCACCAUUGAGCCGGUUGUUCGCUACAUUCGAGCUGGCGGAUGCUACAGUUCGGUGGGGAAGCAGUUUCAAGACUUUGAGCAGGACGUUUCGUUGGGACAGAAGUGCGAUUUGGUAAGGCUUAGAAGAAGUUGCAAAGUAAAAUACGCCGGUCUCAAGGAGUUGUAAAAUUAGCAAAAAUUUUUUGAAGAAGAAACUGAAAAUGGGUCAAAAAUUAGGCGAGAAAGAUAAAUUCUUUUGUAAAAGGUGUGCUUUUUAAACUAAUAUUUAGUCAUCAUUUUUGCCAAGCUUCAUUAAAAUCUGAGCAUCGAGGUUUGAGCAUUUCCCUUGUAUAUUUUCUAGAUUUACAGGGGAGGUACUCCAAGUGCGACGCUCCGAUUUUCUUUAAAUUUUGCGCACACGUCGGGUAUGGACCAGAUAUCAAUUCCUGAAAGUUUUAGCUAGCGCUUUGCGGGCGACGCCGAGAUAUCGAACGAUUUUUGCCGCCGAGAGAGCACGCUUAACGUGGAGAGCGGUCAGAGAGAAAGGCGCGUUUUGGCCAUAACUUUGGCAGUUUCGUGCGGAAAAUUUUGAUUUUUUGUACAUCUAAAAAUCUCGGUUGUUUCAAAGCGCGAGCUAAGAAUCUUGCAUAUAUAUUAGAAAAAAUUAUUCUAAAUUUGAGCCUAGUUUCAUCAAAAUCUAAGCGUCGCCCUUGAAGUACUUCAUCUGUAAAAUAAAUUGCCUUUGCAGUUUGGUGUCGCAGCCCACGAAACGGGCCAUACGCUUGGCCUUUUUCACCAUCAAAGUCGAAUCGAUCGAGAUGAUCAUAUCAGUCUGACCGAAAACAUCCCCACCUCUUGGCUCUCGCAGUACGAGAAAGUGAGCAACAAAACGGCCACCAUUAUGGACGUCCAUUACGAUUACGGCUCGGAUCUGCACUACCCCGGCUGUAAGUGGCUCUGGGUUACGUAAUCAAAAUGUAGACGAUUUGCAGAACAGCAAGGUGUUGUUGGCAGCGAAACGAGUGCAGUAUCAACAUACGAUGGGGAAUCGGAGACAGCCGUCGUUUUUGGAUUUGAAAUUGGUCAACCAGUUCUAUGGGUGUCAAGGUGAGUUGGAGUUUUGAGGCAAACACUCGAGAGAAGACAAAAAUUUAUAAAUUUUGUGACGAAGUUUGCUGAGAAAGUGCUCAAAAUGCGACGCUUUGUUUCUAAAUGUAACAUUGGCUCAAAUUUAAGAGCAUUUUUUCCAAGUCAUAAGCCAAAUCAGUAGAUUGCAACCUGCAAAAAAACGAGAUUUUGGGUCGGGAAGUUUGAGAAAAUUUGAUGAUUUUUCGCGAGUUUAAAGCCCAAUCUAAAAUCCCCAUAGAAGUACUUUCCUUGUCAGGAACACAUAAUUCUGUGGCCUAGCCCUAAAGUUCACAAAAAUAAAAAAAACUCAGCGCCACGCAUAAAUUUCAUCAAACUCUGAGCUCUGAUUUCGAGGAAUUAUCAUAUUUUGAUACUGGAAUCUCUGCUUAACUGUACGCUGCAAAUACCAUUCGAAUUUUUCCAGAUAAAUGCCAAACAAAGCCUGAUUGUAAAAACGGCGGGUUUGUCAAUCCUAACAAUUGCUCGAGAUGUAUUUGCCCAUCAGCUUUUGGCGGGUAUCUUUGUGACGAAAGAGCGCCGGCGGCAUUCACGAGUACCAGUAAUUGCGGCGACUCUUUGGAAGCCACCAGUGAGUUUCAAAUGAUUCAUGGAGAGGUUCAUCCGGCUGGACCUACGGAUAAAAAUAAUAUCACUGUGAGACAAGCGGAGUGUCAUUAUCACAUCAAAGUAGGCUUUUUUACGAAGAAUAGGACACAAUUGUUGCAGGCGAGGCCUGGCUAUCAAAUCGAGAUCAAAGUUAUGAACGUGACGGGGCCCUGCACGAAUGAGUGUUAUUAUGGGGCAUUGGAGAUCAAGUUCGAGGAGUUUACAUGGACUGGCGCUCGCCUAUGUUGUCCAACGCAUAUUGAUGACAUUGGCGGGACAAUGAUUAGCGAGGACAACUUGGCAACGGUGUCGUAUUAUACGCAAAAGGGACCGUUGAAAGCGGUGAUUAGAUAUCGAGAAAGUAGGUUUGAAAAUCUUCAUUUUAGAUGUCAGUCUGUCGGGAAAAUAGUGAGCAUAAUGCCGCUGCGCCGGCCGAAGUGAAAAACCAUUCGAUUUUUCCGCGACAAAAUUUGAUAUUGCGAUUUUCGAUGCGACAAAUUACUCAUUAUUUUCCCGACAGACUGAUAGUUAAAAUGCAAGGCUGAUAUGUGCAAAAAAAAGCAAUUUUUAUUUUCAGUCCAGCACGAUGAACCGCUAGAAUCUUCAACCACAACCUCCGAUAGUUACGAAGAAGAGAUAGAUGAGACAGAUGAGACAGAAGCGACAACAACCACGGAGAUUUCAUCCACAACAACUACAGAGCCUCCAGAAAAGCCCACCACAAAUUCUAGAGAAGAGGAAGUGCCAGUGACCCAACGACGACGUGAUGUUACGACAGCUGCGACGACGACAACCACGCUUCCCACAACAACCACUCUCAGUAAUCUUUUCCCGACCCUCUUUCCCACCGUCCCCGCACGAAAACUACCCAACAUUCGAUGCCAUGACAUUGCCAUAAACUGUGCAUUCCAGCUGACAUAUUGCCGCUCCGUGCCCACACAAAUGCAAAAGUAUUGUGCUUACAGUUGCGAGUUUUGCCAGCCCUAA